Molecule: messenger RNA, 10313 nt
Organism: Micropterus dolomieu (smallmouth bass)
Lineage: Eukaryota; Metazoa; Chordata; Actinopteri; Centrarchiformes; Centrarchidae
Gene: atxn1a
Product: ataxin 1a
Exons: 7
Coding region: 1361-3814 (817 amino acids)
Biological process (GO): negative regulation of transcription by RNA polymerase II; nervous system development
Cellular component (GO): nucleus
Molecular function (GO): RNA binding; protein binding
Source: RefSeq, a predicted model, not a curated record
CUCCGAGCCCUCUCAUAUUUUAGCACGAGUGGCUUACAAACUGCUCCAUUUUUGAACUUCUCUCCCCCCUCCUCUCUCUUUCUCUCUCUGAAGGUGGGGACAGAGAGCUAUAAGCUUUGCGCUGCAAACAUCAUUAGGAGGGGAGACGCUUUCCACCGUCAGCGCCGGAGCAGAGCUGGGGAGCCCUGGCAACAAGGAGAGACACAAACUCAGCAACCGGUUACACCCUACAGUUCAUUCUUCUCCCACCAUUUACAAAACAACUUAAACUGAAGUGAAGGAGAAGCCAGCAAUUAAAAAACAAGAAGAUUCAAGGCCCCCCUUCCAGCAUAUUCCCCUUAUCCCUGUGUUGGGAUCUAAGGGGGCCGAUCAAAGCCGGGCUCCCUGCGACUUCUGCGUCUCCAGGCCCUCUGCACUAACGCAGCUCGACUGAGGGAUGCUGAGUAAUUCCCUCAGGUGGCAGCUUGUGCUCUGAUGUUCCGCGUUCGCACACUCUGUCAGUCUCACUUACACAUGGUAGCUCCCCACACUCGUGUGUGUUCACAGGGAAUGGUGACAGCACCUACAGACAGACAGACGUGGACAGACAGCGCAGGCACCAGGAACGCUUCCCUCCCAUUGGUGGAGAGAUCCAGACUUCGCACCAGGAACUGCAGCUCCAGUCGGUUGUCAGCUCUCAACUGAGCAGCAGGCUUCACCUACUCCGCCAAAGUAGCUCUGCCUCCUCUGCUCAGGGAGUGCGGAGUCCUUGAGUCAACACACUGCAUUCUUGGAUAGUCUGGAACCCUCUCCAUGGGCAGUACCACCUGCUGACAAACCAGGGGGGUCUGGAGGAGUUGUGUUGAAUGAGGAUUGUGCUGGGUAUUGGCGGGCUUGCUUUUGCAAGGAAAUGAUUCCGCAUGAAGUGCGACGCACUCGGCCCCCUGUCGUCCUCGGCGGCAGCAGCAGGUGUGACGUCGUGACACUCUCCCCUACCACACUGAGCUCAUCCUUCAGCCGUUAAAGAUCCCUGGACCAAACAGACCGCCCUACCCCUCCCCUCUAACCACCCCUCCAUAUCUUCAUCGCCAUCUUUAAUCCUUACUCACCUGUUUGUUAGGGCCUGGAUUUUCUUUGUUAUCAGGAAAAAGACCUGAUUCAACGGCCUUGGGUGAACUGGAUAGAGAGGGAAAGAGAGAAAAGAUUGGGAAAUUUAAUUCAUAGCUAAUUAAAGUGAGACAAGGGACAGACUAUCAAAAGUGAGAAAACGAGACAGGAAAGUUCAAAACAAAGUCAGAAAGGGAGAGAAAACUAAAAGAAAGAACAAGUCCAAAAGUUAAGGAAAGAUAACAUAAGUUAAGGGACAAGAGGCAAAGUCAGAAUGAAGUCCAACCAGGAACGCAGUAAUGAAUGUCUGCCCCCAAAGAAGAGGGAGAUCCCCUCGAGCACAUUACCAUCUGAAAAUCGCUCACCCACCAUACCACCUGCCAGUGAAAGUCAGCACACAGAGAACAUGGCUUGGCUCGCCAGUGUGGCUGGUGGGAAUGAGAGUGGUGUGGGCGUGCACUGUGGCUCCAGUCAGUCUGACGGGCCCCAGUAUAAAUCCCAUUUCUCCACAUCAGACACUUCAUCCUCCUCUUCCUCACUGAGGCUAGUCUCAUCUCUUCCUACAGUGUAUACGUCCCCCCUGUCACAGUCCACAGUUGGAGGAACUGUCCAUUACACCCAACUGCCUCCCAACCUGCAGUUCAUAACCUCACCCUACACUACCCCAUACACUGGCUACAUCUCCUCUCAACUGCUUCCACCUCCUCCUCCACCUCCUCCCCUUUCCUCUGCCUCCUCUUUUACGACACAGAGACCCUCACACACAGAGACAGUCUCUGCUCCUUCACAGGCCUCCAAACAUGACCAGCAGAGAGCAUCCAUGGGGCGUACCUCCAUGCCUCCGCCUUCUACAGAUCCCGCCCCUCACCAUGUUCAAUUGUCAACCUCCCCACGGACUGUGCCGUCGCCUCAUCACCAAGGUGGCAUUCACCUUCCUCCCCAGUCACUGCAUCACCACCAUACUUUGGGUCAUGGGAUGUCCCAGGUUGUGGUGCAGUAUAUGGACGGACCCAACAGGAAAGAGGAAGGUGGCUCCAGACACAGAGAGCUCCACAAUGGAGAGCUAGAUAGGGGCCGGCGGUUUGGAACAUCACCUGACUCUAGCCUCUCCAAGCUAGGGAGCAAAUCAAGGGAUGCCACUUCUUCUUUGUCCUCUUACGAGGCCCGCCAGCUGGUUCUGCCAUCAGACUACUCUACUCGUGAUCCCUCAGGGCUGAGAACCUCUUUCAUGCUAAUGCCCAACAGCCAUGGGGACCACCAGCUGGCACCACCCAGAGCUAGCCCUGAGAAGCUGGCAACGUCUGCCCCCACACACUUGGAGAAAGGUGGCAUCAUCCUGGGCCAGCAUGUCAAUCGCACAUCAUCCAAUACCACCUCCUCUUUCACAUUUCCACCCCCAUUAAGUGUCGACAGCCUGAAAGCUGCUGUCAGCACGCUGCCACCCCAGACCGUUAUCCAGACCACCCACAACGCUACAGAGUCAAUGUCAAUGGGGCUCCCCACCACCAGUAUCUACCCUCAGCCACCUAUCAUUGGUUACAUCGCAGGGGGCAGUGGGGGCCAGCAUACGCCAAUCAGUUACCACACCAGCCUACAACAACACUUACUCAUUCCUGGCACCCAACCGGUCAUUAUCCCUGUUAGCGGAGGUGGAGUCACCACAUUGGAACCUGUAACAUCCCACGUAACAUCAUCUACCCAUGCCGCACCAUUUCCUACCACACUCCCACACACAUACAUUGCUACCACUACCCCCAAAGGAGAAACUCUGGAAACCCACAGCAGCUCGUAUCACCAGGCCACUUCAGGCACAGUGGUCCAAGCCCAGCUUCAUCUUCCCAUUGUUCCAUCGGGUCUGGUUUCUCCUUCUGCUCCUCCUCCCCCAUCCAGUACGGUGGUGCCCCCCUCACUCCCUCCAUAUUUCAUCAAGGGCUCCAUCAUCCAGCUGGCUGACGGGGAACUGAAACGAGUGGAGGACCUGAAGACAGAGGACUUCAUCCAGAGUGCCGAGAUCAGCAGUGAGCUGAAGAUUGACUCAUCCACAGUGGAGCGCAUUGAAGGGAGCAACAGCUCACCCAACUUUGCUGUGGUUCAGUUCUCUGUUGGUGAGCACCGUGCACAGGUGAGUGUUGAGGUCUUGGUCGAGUACCCCUUCUUCGUCUUCGGCCAAGGCUGGUCUUCAUGCUGCCCUGACAGAACCACCCAGCUUCUGGAGCUGCCUUGCACCAAGCUGUCUGUGGGCGAUGUUUGUAUUUCACUCACCCUCAAGAACCUGAGGAACGGAUCUCUGAAGAAGACUCAACCCCUGGAGCUGUCCACACCUGCAUCUGUCUCAGCCUCCAGCCACGGGCACGUCAAACCCCACAGAGCUGUCUCGGACGCUCCCCAAUGCUGCAGUGGAGGGGGCUCCAGGCACAGCGAGCGGGAGAAUGGCAUCAGCCAGCGAGGAAAGGGUGGAAACGGGAAUGGGAGUGGAGGGGGCGCCAAUGUGGAAAAUGGAGAUCUCAUGUUCGGGGAAAGAGGGUCAGUUUCUAAAGGUCAGGUUGCCAGCAGUGCAGAAGCUGGCUCCAGUAAGCCAUCAAGAGGCAGGAAGCGAAGAUGGUCUGCCCCCGAAGGUCGAAAAAUGGAAAAAUCAGAGGAGGAGCCACCCUUGACCCUGCCCAAACCUUCCUUCAUCCCUCAUGAGGUGAAAGUCAGCAUUGAGGGAAGGUCGAAUAUUGGCAAGUGAAGGCUAGUAGGACUGUUAAAUAACCAUUGGGAUUUGGAAAAAAAACUAAACAUAAAAGGAUUCUACAAAAAAAAACAUGAAUGCCCAUAUUAAUGUUUCAUUUGUCUUGGUUUUAAAGUUUUGUUUUCUGUUUUUAUUUUUCUAUCUUGAAUACUGUACUGUAGAGGUAAAUUUACCCUACAUGGUAUCACCUUACAUUAAGUCCAUGUAGUUUAUAACACAUUUUUUUAUAGAUGGAAUUGAUAUCACACAAGCAAUUGGUGCCGUUUUGGUGGCUUUCAUGAGAUGACUUAUGGUGAAGGAUUUGUGAAGUGUGCUAAAUGUUUAUUGGUGUCUGUGCGGCACACAGGAGCAAUGCUUGAUGGCUCUUCUUGGCUGGCUACACGUUACAAAUAAUGUAUAUUUCAAAUUGCAUUAGCUCAAACUUAGCUUCUUGACAGCGAUUUCACUCCCUGUGCACUGCUAGCCAGGCUGCCUGGACAAAAACACGUCCCCACCACCACUCAAACCAGUCAUUUUACAUGGGGCCACGGGAGUGAUAUAACAUAAGCUGAUCCUGAGCAUGAAGGAUUUGUGAGUAAAUCAUGACAUUUUUCAUUAGCUACAUACAAGUGGGAGUUGGAAUUAUUCAGCGUCAUCAGGGUGUGCCAGACCUGACAAGUGAUGCCAUCAGGUGGUGCCAGUGUGCCACACAAUAGAGAGGAACACUUACUCUGUUCAGUUUGAUGACAGUGGAGUCUUUACUUUCAUCUUGAGCAUUUUUUUUUCUUAAACCCCUCCUCUUCUAUCUCACCAGAUAGUUGUUUUCGAUGAUUGUCAAAACUUUAAUCAGGGGUCAUUUAGUCCUAGAUUGAACCUAGGUGGGUCAAUGUUAAUGUAUAAAUGUGAGAUACCCUAACCUAAUAUGUACAAGUGCAAAACACACUGGGUUGGCGAACUUCACUUUAAGAAAAUGUUAAGAGGAGGACUUCAUUCAAUCCUCAUCUUUUCUUGAUGAAUUUUUUUAAUCAAGAAAGGCUGUGUGAGGGGAACCGAGAGAAUCUGCUUGUCAGUUCUGAGAGGGUCAAGAUGUUUCAAAGCACUUAACACACCUGUCACACUCACCAUACAGCCGGCAAAUUUUUUGUUGUUUCUUUUAUUUACGCAGUACUGUAUGUAUUUAGAUUUUGUUUUAUUUAGAAGGGUAGAAAGUAACAACAGCACUUUGGAAAGGUGAAGCUUUUGGAAAAGUGAAGGGGUUGGGGGAGCGGAUGUGCCAUGGGAUCACAAAGAAAGGGAUGGUUGUGACAGGUUUUGGAGGAAAUUCCAAUCAGUAGAUGGUUAAAGAGAAAUGUAUAGUGACAGAAGGAAUUAGAAAUACAAAGGUUAUCAGCAUGUGCCCUUGUACGGCCAGCCAGCUAUGCAAAAGCUAUGGAAAAGUAUUAGAAUGUGUUGGGGAAGUUUGGGAUCUAGAAUAAGGAUUAACGAGGAAAAGGCUUUGAAUUAUCCCAGUGAUGUUCUGUACUAGACUGAGAGCAUUGAUUGGAAGCUCACGCCACAGAAUUUUGAAGGGUGUCAUAUUUGCAAUGUAUGUGCGUGUGUGUGUGCUAGAGUGUGCAUGAUGUUGGUCUGUCUCCGUACACACACACAUGCGCGCGCUUACACAAACACAAAACAGUACAGACCAUCCCUGAAACUCAAUGACCUAUAAUAUGUACUGUGUUUGUUGGUAAGCAUUUAGAUGAAUGUAGAUGUUGUCCCUCCUGCAAAGACACUAGAUGACUGACAUUGGAUUAAUGCACACUGCCAACAGAACAGAAAGUGCUCUGUGGUGUGUUUGUGUAUGUGUGUGAGUUUGUGUAUGACUGUAUGUAUACUGUGUAUAGGAAAAGGAUAUAGUAAUUUGAUAGACAGUGCUAAAUGUCCAGUGUUUCUACUUGGAGUCAUACUUAAGAGAAUCUUGCAGUUUGCACAUCAGGAGGAGGGAGAAAGGUGGAGACAUAAUUUUUAACGGCCCUGUCCUGAAACGAGCCCUAGACCAUGUAACACACUGGAGGAGACCAGGGUUUUUGUUCCUCAACAGGCACUUGUCACAUUGUAGAGGAAAAAAAUUGUCAACGCAGUUAAGGUCAAAUAACAUUUGAGUUUUUACGAACAUAAACAUAGCUGUAAAACAGAAUUUUAACAUGUGCCUGCCUACUGAAUUUACUGACUUUAGUUAAAGAUACACCAUUUGUAGUGUCUCUGAAGGACAAUUGAGACUUUUCUGUUCACUUUUUCUGCUGUUGAAGCCAUGGUGUAGGGACUAGGGUUCAGUUUUAAACACUGCUUGUGCUUUCAGCCAGCUGAAACCCUAUUUUUCCUAAGAUGUAGCAGUUACCUCAACAGAUGUGCUUGCUUGGUUGUUCCAACAUUUAGAGCUUUGUAAGCAGCGCUUUGUAAGUUGACCACCCUCACAGGAUCUUUCUUGCAUAUGAAACCCCAAGUUCAAUUCUUUUCUUUCUGAACUUUUUCUUAGUUUUAGUGGGGAAAUGUGAAGUGUGUGCCACCUGAUGAUUAUACAGCAUAUAAAAAGGUUUAGUCUGUAUGUUUUCCUCUAACAUCAGUGUUACUGAAAUAUGCUUUCCAUUUUGACAUGAGUAAGUUUUUAAAUCUAAUAGUGAUGGUGGACACUAAUCCGGAUUCAAUGUGUUCUGAUUGUAUGGUGCCAUCAACAUGUAAUUGGUUCUCUCAUGCUGCAAGUAACAAUACUGUGUGUACAUGCACAGUAGUUUGAUUAGCAUAUGCAGGUUGCUGGCACAACAGUGUUAAGGAGGUGGAGGAGAAGUGGCUUCCUGCAGGCAUAUCUGUUGAGCUUUCUACUCAGCCUCUGUAUUUAGGUGUUGUUAUAUGGCAUAAAUAUUUUUUCGUUGGCAGCGUCGUCAGUUGCCUCAAAGAAGUGGAUCAGUCGUAUUUCCAUCCUACUGAUAAUAUAUCUGUGUGGGGCAAUGCUGUUUCAGGUGGUGGGAAUUUACCAGGUUGAUGGCAGGAAAUAUGUGUGUUCAGAUGGAUGAGAAAUGGAUGGAUAGGUGGCUGUGUAAAUGGGCAGGUGGAUGGGGUUUGUGAGUGAGUAGACCCUAAAUGAGAUUUGAAAAUGAUUUAUUUUUUAUAAAAUAGGGUUUCUCAGAUCGGCACCAUCGCAGUAGUGCAUUUUCAUUUAUUCCAUUUCGAAUUGAAGCAUCAUGAUCAUUAGUAGUUGAAAUAGGAGUCUGCGCGUGUCUACAUAUUUUGCAACCUGUGUGUGUGCGUGGCUGUGUGUUUUGUAAAUGUAUGACCGUGUUUUUUUAUUUUAAUUGUCUAACCCCGCUUCCCAACAAAUAAAAAAGCAGAACCACAACAUCUACACAAACCUGUCAGCCACUCAGACCAUCAAAACUUUUACAGUCAGUCAGGUUACAUACAAUUUUUUUUUUUAAGCAAAGCCAAGUGAUGCUUUGGUUACUUCAGGAAGCAAUAGUACGACAAUAUUCAGGCACUCUCCUCGCGUACGAGCGGAACGUACACACACAGAGUCAUUCCACUCUAAUUCUCUGCAAUAAACAUUUAAUAAUAGUCCUCUAGCAUUGCAACCAAAGCAACUCCCUUUUCUCCCAUAGAGAAAAUAUUAUCUUGUCAUAUCCUGAAAAAACUGAACUAGGCUUCAGUUAACACUAUCCCCCUUAUCAUAAAGUACAUUUAAAUCUCUAGUAAUUGCAGUGGCAACAACAGUUGCUAGUUUUUCAGGGAAGUGUCUCAAAUAUGCAGUAUCUGAACAUAACCCCAAAAACCUCCACUGUCCCAGCUGGUCAGAGUUAUAAACUCUGUUGUCACAGCUGUGGGUGAGCAUGAUAUCACAUGCACCUGAAGAAACAAGCAGACGUUUUGACUUCGCCCAGGUCUGCCUCUCGCCACGACUCCCGUAGUGACCUCGUUAACUUUGUUUCAGGUACCCAAUUAUAGCCAGCCAGCCUCACAAGCACCUCCUCCUGGGUCAAAGCAAUCGAUUAACCCUCAACAACCGUUAGCUACCUUUCAGUGUGGCCUGGCCUGGAUAUAGCAGGGCUGGGCUGAACUGCCUGUUCCCCCCUCGUAACGUCAUCUUUUGAUAUUUGGCCUCCUUGUCACUACUGGUUUAUACAGGUUAUUGUGUUUAUACUUCAAUGCAAAUGCAUUCUUAAUAAUAAACUAUGAAACAAAGCAAUCUGAAAUGUAGACACAUUGUGAAUGCAGGAGAGGAAACAGCACAGGCAAGGUUUCAACAUUUUUGAGGGUUUGGUUAGUUUUAAUUUUGUUAAGAUAAUCCCAAAUUUAACCUUUUUAUCCCUUUGAAAUGAUCCAUAAUGUGCAAUACUUAUAUUUUGUCCCUCCCCCUUUGCUGUGCCAAGUGUAUGUAGCAUAGUCCUACUCCAGUGUCUCAUCCUUGUUAAUGGCUUGUGUAUGUCUGUUGAUGUGUGUGUCACAUCUGUAAAACAAGAGUCAGGAUGUUUGUGAAGAGAAGCAAAACCAAUCGAGAGUUUGUCUGUAUCUCUCUUUCCCUAUUGUCCUUGCGGCCUUCCUAAAAUUUGAGUGUGUGAGAGACUGCGUCAGGUCUCGUUGGUGUGUGUGUGUGUGUGUUUGUGUGUGUGUGUUUGUGUUUGCACCAUAUGUUGUGUGUAGUAUGUGUGCUUAUGUACACCUGGUGUUAAAACGCGUGUGUAACGGAGUGUUUCCUCCUCUAAUUGUCUGUGAGAUCAUAAACCCUGACCCUCGAUGGUUCACGGUGAGACCCACAGAAAAUAAAGAAACCUCAUUGCUAGUGGGGACCACUUUUUGUAAAAAAGAAAAAAAACAAAGACAAAAAAAAACAACAACCAACCAACAGAGAUGCACAUGUAAGUAGACGUAAAAGACUUGAUAAUGUUUCAGCACUUUCUAAUCCUAGGAUGGACUUGGUCUAACCCCUCUGUCUAAGACCGAUACCUUCCCUAGGGGUAACAUUCAUUCAAAACAGACAGAGAGAAUGAGAAUGAAAAAAAAGAGGGUUAGUAAGGAUGAAAAAGAGAGAUGGCUCAGUUUAAGUUUUUGCACAUCACCUAGCCGUAACCUUGUGUUGAUCUGUCUGUGCUCCAUCUCGCUUGGCGCCCGGCGCGUUCUUGGGUCCAACGGGCCGAGGUGUUAGGUGGUUCCUUGGUUCUUUUCUAGGAAAACCUUUUCUCAUGGAAUGCAUCCCUUCUUUUGUUGUGUGUCUUUGGAAUCUUUUCCACCCUACACCAACCAGGCUGCACCGUUAAUUAGGUUUUUUUAAUUCACAUUUUGAGUUCUAAUUUGGCGGAUACAUUUGUAAGGAGCAGCUUGGUUUGGUCGCGUGGUGUGAAAACGGUGCGUACAAACCUUUGCUUUGUUUUGCAUUAUCUUUGGUGCAGGAGCUUUUUCUGUGUUUUGGGUCUCCUUGUAGCACUCAAUAUAAUGUCAGGAGACUUAAAACUAUGUAGAGAAUGUGUUAUUGUUGAAUUUUUAUGACAAGCUUCCUCACUCGAGGAACACUGCUAAUGUUGUCUUUUUUUUUAAAAAUUGGCUUCUUGCACAAUUUUACAAAUAAAAUGAAUGUUGGUGUGUGAGCUUUGACUUUUCGAUCAGAAAAAAGGCAUGCGUGCUCUUUGUUUCUUGAUGUUUGUACUUUCAUUUUGCAAAAAGGAUGUGUUUUUGGCACUUUGUUGUGUUUUAAAAGUGAACAGAAUUCGAUCAGGAUUCCUUUUUUCUUUUGUCUUUUUUUGUAUGACGUCAUCAAUGUCCAUAGCGCUGGAUAACCAACUCAGGCAGAAAGAAAAAAAAACUUGUAGAGGCCCACUUAACAGUUUAGUUUCACCCCAAUCAAUUUACAUUGUGGGCUGUUUCAUAUGGGUUAUAAGAUAUGUAAAUGUAUUACAUAUAAUUUGAUAUGAUUAACAAAUGUCAUUAUUGACAAUUAACUAUGAAUUAUUAUUAUGAUAUUAUGUGUAUUAUGCCGGAGAUGGCUUGGAUUACUCUUCAGUGUACUGAACGUCUUUGUUUUGCCUCUCUUGUGCAAGGCAACAAACACUUCAGCAGGGGACAGGCUGUAUGGUUCAUGACCUCUGACCCUGCCCACUGCCACAGGGGGGGGGAGGGUGGAGCUUAUCUGUCAGCUGUGGCUCAUUUGAUUCCUCCCCUUUUCGGAACACUCAGCCUGAGGCUAGCAACCGGUCUGUCUAGAUGUUUCUCUGCUAACCUGUGACACCAAGUACUGAACUGAAACUCUUUGGCCCAUGAGACGGUGGCAGAGAACCAGACAUCAGCACAGACCUCCACAGACAGUCUGGCCUGCAGGGGGCUGCAAUAGUUCCCAGCCAACUUGUCUGUACUAUAUUGUACUCACCAAGUCCCUGUGUCUCACCACCCCUUUCCUGUAUAGCAAUGGAGAAACCCUGUUGGUGUAUGUAUUUGACAUCUGUACAAAUGCACCUCUUUGAAAAAGAAAAUGAAACCUUGACAUAUCUGGAAUAAA